AUGAUUGUGUGGAAAAGACGAAAAGAACAGCCCAAACCCGGCGAAGCCCUGGACGAGGCUCCAGGGGAGAUCUGGGUGGCGUUCUACGCCCUUGGCUGUCAGCUUAACUUGAUGCUUUCCGCCGUCCGCGCGAACGGCGAGGAUGAAAGCGACCCCCAUCCAAAGGGGGGUUCCCGCCUCGAAUCCACCGCUUCGGAAGCGGAUUUGAAUUUUAGAAAAGGGAUUCAGGCGCAUUUAGAGUUGGCUCUCGUGGAUGCCUGCACCUACGCGAAUCAGAUAAGCGAUCACCUCCUCUUACUUUACCAGCAGCAGAGCAAACUACGGACGCCUUACGCCAUCCUUCCGAUCGUUCUGGAACGGGUUCGUAGCGUUUUCGACGAGGCCGCAUUCUUUCAGCAACACCGAAACGACGCCCGGGGUGCAAAACGCCGCGAGGGGGCGAAGACCUCCUCGGAAAACCUGAGCGCCCCCCUCGGCGGGAUCCAAUCUAACAUGGAAAUGAACCUGCUGAAGCUGUUUUCGAUCUUCCAGCGUAAGGUCGCGCAGGUAACCAAAGAUGCCCCCAGGCUGAGCAGCUCGACCAACCCCGGCGAUUCCGGAUCCCCGCCAAACGCCGAAAAAGUUUUACAAUGUGCAGGGGAGGUCGAUCGUCAGCUCGUGCUGAGUUUCGCCCACAUCGUAUACGAACUGCUCCCGACGAAAGUCCUUCCCGAUAACUUUCUCCAGUUGCUGUUUUUCUUCAUGGAGGCUUUUCAUCGCUCCUUCCCGGAGCGCCGGCAGGAACGAUGCAUGCUCUACUACAGCCACACCACCCGGCUUCUUCAGAACGCGCUGGAUCGGCCGACUUUAGAGGAGGCCGCUCAGCUUCUCGCACAGGCGGUUGUGAUGACGUCGCCGGAUUCUCCCGCGAAUAAUCGCCACCUCCUUGAGCUGAAGCUGAUCGCGGUGCAGCUCGCGUUGGGGAAGGCGUUGAAACCCCCUUCUUCGGAGCUUUUCGAGUGGGGGGGGAAUGGCGUGCUGACGGAGGUUCCCGCUUCGCUGGUCGACGCUGUAGAAGCGGUUCGAACCGCUAAUCUGAGGAAACUGGAGGCAACCAUGCGGGAGAACGCCGUUUUCUACGUCGAAACGGGCAUCUACAACGUGAUGAUGGUUGUACGGGAGCGUGUGGAGUUUCUCAUGGUGAUGAAGUUUUACUUGAAUGAGUGUAAACGGCUUCGGGCGCUUUCCGAGGGAGUUGAGAACCGUGUCGAGCGUCUGGAGGUUGCGGCGAUGGUGAGCUUCUACAAUCUGCCCUACCGCAGUGUUACGGAUGCGGUCGCCCUCUGGUUGCUUCCGUUGCUUUUAAAUCAAAAGGUAAAUGGAUAUGUGGAGGGGGAUUAUUUGUUUAUUAACCCUGAAAACCCCUUUGAAGGUUACGACAAGACACUUUUAGAGACGGCCUUGGAAGCUUACUAG
Messenger RNA from Phytomonas sp. EM1, 1455 nucleotides. NCBI's taxonomy places the organism in Eukaryota, Euglenozoa, Kinetoplastea, Trypanosomatida, Trypanosomatidae. The record is from the annotation of a GenBank genome assembly.